AUAAGGUUUUGAAUCUUGAAUCUAAAAGUAUUUGCUUAUUUUCUGACUGUGCAGGGUCGGGAGCAGGAGCACACGUUCAUGUUCCAGCUGGCAGGCUCCAAGAUCUGCAAACACCUGUGGAAGUGCGCCGUGGAGAGCCACUCCUUCUUCCGGCUACGCCAACCCACCACAGGCAACGCCAGCCGCAGCGACUUCACUCGCCUCGGGUCUCGCUUCAGAUUCAGUGGUAAAACAGAGUAUCAGGCCACUCAUGGAGGCAGAAUGAGGAGAGCAAGCACAUUCGAAAGACGGCCGAGCAAGAGAUACCCGUCCCGCACACAGUCCCUGGGCAAAGCUGCUAUUUCUCCAGGAAAGCCACAACAUAUCAGCUCUCACGCCAGCCCUGAUCCCAGCCUUCAUCGACGUCUCCUCAAUCCUCCCCUCCAGUACCAGCACAACAUUCCUAUUGGCCACGAGCCGUGGCACCCGGCUCACCCAGCUCUCACGCCUCCAGUUUACCUGCAGCCCUCGGGUCACACGCCACCUCACAGUUUCCCUCUGAGCAGUCCUUCUUCAGACCAUCAGUUCAGCGUGGAAGAUAAUGAGACUUCGUACUCGGGCAAGAUCCACCACCAUCACGGUUGCCACACACACAGCCACAACACGCUCUGCCACACACACACCAGGAACAAGCGCCGAGCUCCUCCCUGCCCUGCAGAUGAGUUGGACAUCUCUCAGUCUCUGCUCAAAGCUCUGGAGUCAGACAGUGAUUCUCCCCCCUGGCCUUCACUGCAGGUCAACAUGGACAACAAGGGAGAGGAGAAGCAGCUUUCUGAAAAGUCUCUCCACCCUCCUGUCUCCCCGGCGAUGCUUCCUGAUCAUCUCAAGUGCAAUAUCCUAAAGGCCCAGAUGGAAGCAGCCUUCAGGAAGGAGGCUUCACCAACGCCCAGAGGGAAGAACUCGAAUGAGACCCUCAUUGACAGGUAUCAGAACUCUUCCCAAGAUUCAGCUGUAUCCAGUCUGACAGCAGACAAGAUGCCACAUCUGCAAGACCGCAACCCAACGCCAGAGAGGCUGCAGCCCAGGUCUAACACGAGCACCAACCGCAGAAAACGACUGGUCAGACAGUUCAGCUUUAACCAUGAAGAUGAAAAUGAUCUCCCAGAAGCACUUGCAGCUAUCUCCUCCCAGAGUGCAGGGAAGUCAGGAUCUACCAACUCAUUGGAUACACAGAUACAGCCGUCCAUAUACCCACAGAUGGAAAAUAUGCCAGCUCUGGAGCUGGGUAGUCCAUGCCGUCCCUCUCCUUCGCCUUCUCCCCACCCCUCCCCUUCUUACUACCAUAGCUCCAUUCCUCGCCUGGCCCCCUACCUUGCUGCCCAUACUGACAGCGGAGAAGAAAUGAGGUUGGACAGAGAGAAGAUACUAAGAGCCCUCUUGAUGACGGAGCUCUGAGACAUUGACCCUUGGCGCAGCUGACCCGCCAUUUAAGUGAGGAAAGUGCAGAGGACCCAAAGGCGUUGGCUGCAAUCAACAUUUGUAUAUUUGCAUAAUACAUUCAGCAGUUAUAAAUAUAUAUUUGCAUAAAGGCAAUUUGCUUAAUUCUUACUUUAGGAUUAUGUUUCUUUAUAUUACUUCAAAUGAACCUGUAAAAAACAAGUGAGGUAGAAGAAAAUGGACUUUCAAACAUUACAGACAAGCUACAGAUGUGACUGGUGCUGCCUUCAUGAUACAUGUUACAUGAUGAAUAUUUAUCUAAUUUGCUUUGGGGUUAUGUUCUACUUCUUUGUCAUCAUCACAUCAAUGUCCAUCUUGAUGCCUAAACUGUUUAUUGAUCUCUACAAUUUUUGGAAAUGUGAAAAUACAUUAUAUGUUGAUUACAGAGCAGGCUUAGUUCCUUAUGUCAGAUAUCUAUUUUUCAGAUACAAUUGCAGUGUUUAGACAACUUGAACCUGAACAAAGUGUGUAGAAAGUGAAGAACAGCCAUGUGUGGGAGAUGUUGAGGCUGGAUUGUAAGACUUUACAGCUGCAGUCUCAAUCCACUCACUAGAAGGAGACAAAUGUGCAGUCACAGCUGAGCACAUUGAUGAUUUUAUAUCACAGGUCAAAAUGCAAAACUGAUCUCAGAAGUCCUGUUCAAAUAAGCUAUUGUUGAAGCAAAACCCUGCUGCUCAAGAACAUGGUUUCAGUCUAUUUUUCUGUCACAAACACAUCUGUCGCGACUGAUGAUCUGCUGCUGUUCUGUAUGUGUUGAUUUUGUUGAUCUUAAUAAAGGACACAUUAUCAG
Notothenia coriiceps (black rockcod) is the source of this 2266-nucleotide messenger RNA. Its product is annotated as band 4.1-like protein 4B. Gene Ontology annotation, biological process: actomyosin structure organization. Gene Ontology annotation, cellular component: cytoskeleton. Lineage: Eukaryota; Metazoa; Chordata; Actinopteri; Perciformes; Nototheniidae. The transcript has 13 exons. The record is from RefSeq and is a predicted model, not a curated record. The coding region runs from base 79 to 1434 and encodes 451 amino acids.